AUGGCUGCCUCCAAUGCUUUGCUCAACUACAACAAGACACAAACGCUUUCUCUUUCAGGUCUCCCUCAACCGCAUUGGAUUCAAUUCUUGGCUUCCAAAGGCAUUUCCUCAUGGCAUGAUCACUCAUCCUCGACACCACUGAUAUACCUUGGUUACGGUCUCUUCAUCAACCGCCAACAACGCUCCUCUUUCGUUGACACUCUUAUCUCUACCAUCCGUACCUCCUGCCAACUACAUUCUACUCGCAACCUGACACUGCGUGGGCGUGUUACGGUUCUGAACUCCUUGAUUCUUUCCAAACUAUGGCAUGUCCCACGCCUGGUCACCUUCACACCGUCAGAAUUUAAAACCAUACAAUCCAUCAUUUCUUCCUUUGUUAACCGGAAUGCCAAGAUGACUCGCUUCGCCUUUGAUACACUCACCUUACCCCGUUCCCAGGGUGGUCUCAGGCUUUUUAAUCCUGCCCAGCAAGCCAAUGCCCUUCAGUGGCGUUGGCUCCAACCACUUCUUCAUCCUGAUCAACCAUCGCCCUCAUUAAUGCCUUCCCUUCCAGUCCUUCGGUCCACACUUUCCUUUUCCCUUGGCUCUACUCGGUUUCCUUCCUACCACUGGCCCCUCCUUUUUCCUCCAUGUCGCCCUAAUUGUCUUCCUGAUAUUGGUCCUGUCUUCAACAUCAUCCGUGCUGUUGACUCUAUCCAAAGAAAUUUCAAUUACUGUUUCGUUGACAUCCCCACCAUCUUACGUCUUCCUUUCCUCUCCCUUCUUCAACACUCACUCCGCCCUUCCAAUCCUCUCGCGCCCACAUUCUCCCCUCCCUCCACCAUCCUUCACGAACAUAUCACCAUUCGUCUUCAUCUUUAUGGCUCUGACAUCUUUGAUUACAAUCCCAAUACCCUUACCCUUGACCUCAAACAAUCCUUACACAAUCUCCCUCACCCCACCUCCAGUUCUCGAGCCAUUAUCAUGAUCCGAUCCCACUUUCUCCUUUUUAACAUGUUCACCCUCCAAGCCAUGAUUUUACAUUUCCCCAGACCCCUCCUUACCACCUCGCAACCAGAUAUCACUACUCCUCCUACCACUGAUUCCUUCCAUUUCUUAUUAACAUCAAUCGUCUCUUGUCACCUUGAUUUACAAUCCUUUCAAUUCCAGAUAGCUCCUCCAUCUACCAAGGGCUUCAAAUCCCUUCCUCCCUCAUCUCCCUCGAAGACUCCACCAAAAAUCCUGGCACCUUCCAAAUGGCAAAUGUUUUGGUCCUUACGCCUUCCCUUGAAUGCAAGAAACACAUGGUACCGCGUGCUUCAUGGCAAGAUCGCUACUAGAGAACUGCUACAGAGUCGCCUCAAAACUCCUUCUGACCCUAUCUGCUCUAUAUGCAAUUCAUCCAUGGAGACUACAGAGCAUUUUCUCUUUGCUUGUCCUGCCAAACGCUCCUUAUGGUCCGCUGCCUUCAACAUGUGUAUGCCAUCCUCAGUUACACAGAAUACUUACUCCAAUUUCAGAAAAUUCCUACUUUUAGAACAACACCCGUCUCAACAACAUCAUCCAGUAUACCCAGACCUUUCAGUCCACCAGGUCUUUGCUUGUAUGCUGCAGACUGUAUGGUAUUACCACUAUCAGCACCACUUUAACAACAUUCCCUUUCUACCUUCCAUUCUCCUUCUAUAUCUUCAGAAACCUCCCACAACCUUACAUUCCCAGGAAAACCUAGAUCAACUUCUCUAA
This is a messenger RNA of Mucor velutinosus, 1722 nucleotides long. RefSeq lists its product as uncharacterized. The coding region runs from base 1 to 1722 and encodes 573 amino acids. The record is from RefSeq and is a predicted model, not a curated record. Lineage: Eukaryota; Fungi; Mucoromycota; Mucoromycetes; Mucorales; Mucoraceae. The transcript has a single exon.